AUGGGUUUUUGUAUCGAUGAUUCUUGCACUCAACAAGUGUCACAUAACUUUGAUAAAGCACCGACUUCUGAAGAAAUCCAAUCUGAACAAGUACAUAAACGUGGCAUUAACAUUAAUCCAAAUGAAAUCGGUAAUUCAAUAGGCAAUACAGCUCAGGAUGUAGGCAAUUCAUUAAAUAAUGCUGCAAAAGAUGCUGGCAAUACAAUACAAAAUGUAGCCAACACAGCCAUUGGAGGAAUAGAUAAACUUGGACAAGAAGCUAUCAAAGCUUUACUAUCAGCCUUUGAUAGUUUUGUUCCUAAAGUACCUACUAAUGUAUUUAAUGUUAUUGGUGCUUUUCCUGGCAUUGGUGGUAACCAUACUGGUCCGGCAAUGAUUUUAUCUGGGUGUAGUUGUUUUUUCUUAUUUAUUUCAUUAAGUCUUAUAAUAUUUUAUUUAAAGGCUUACUUUUAUAAUUUUUUAUUGUGAUCAUAAGAAAAAGGAGUAGUUUAGUUCUUUAGUUUUUAGCUUAAAAUUGUUUGAUGCCACCAUUUUUUGUUAUGUGUAUCAGCAGUAAUUAAGUGAUUCAUAUUAUACAAGUAAUAAAUUUUAUGUGUCACAAAGAAUUUUUAUUGGUUGAAAUUAACGAGAAAAUAAAUCAGUAUGAUCGAAAUUGUUAAUAGCUAGAAUGUCACCAAAGAUAAAUUGAAACUUAUUAUGAUUUAUGAAGCAUAAUGAAAUAUAAAUUAAGAAACGAAUACUUGAAUAAUGAUGUAACAAAAAUAACUUUCCAAAUCCUUGAUAAAAAGUAAUAAAACUUUUGUAACAAUUAACUCAAAAUUUGGAUUGAAGAAGCCGUUGAUACAAGUGAAGAUGAAAUAUCAUU
Messenger RNA from Rhizophagus irregularis DAOM 181602=DAOM 197198, 865 nucleotides. NCBI's taxonomy places the organism in Eukaryota, Fungi, Glomeromycota, Glomeromycetes, Glomerales, Glomeraceae. The record is from RefSeq and is a predicted model, not a curated record.